Uranotaenia lowii is the source of this 3575-nucleotide messenger RNA. RefSeq lists its product as uncharacterized. Lineage: Eukaryota; Metazoa; Arthropoda; Insecta; Diptera; Culicidae. The coding region runs from base 1789 to 2886 and encodes 365 amino acids. The transcript is spliced from 2 exons. The record is from RefSeq and is a predicted model, not a curated record.
GGUCACAGAAUCAACAUUUUUUUUAGAUGAAAAGAAUGCAAGAGCUGGUUUUGAUUUUUGUUGGUGCCUGAAAUUAUUUUGAAAUACGUUAAAAAUUAUUAAAGUAAAUUCUGCACUCAGUUCUAAUCGUGCACUCGAGCUAUACGGUACGCGUCUUUUUAUGAACUGUUAAAAUCAAUUGAUUUUUAUCGAAUAUCGAAAUAUCGUUCAUACAAUUCAUAAACAUUAUCGGUGAAGCAGUGUUCUAUGUAGUUCACAAAGUUUUGGAGCAGAAAACCCAAAAACUGUAGUGAAUUAAAACUGCUAAAACACGAGUGCUUUUCUUCAAUUAUCAGCCAUUGUUCUUAUAAGUGAUCCAAACAAAUAGCACUUGAAGAAUAUUCGCUAGCAAGGAAACGCUAUGGAGGGGCCACCUCCGGGCGACCCGCCCUAUCCUGGGGAAAAAAGGUUACCGGCAUACAUGACUUCUCGACAUAACGACGGAGUCCUCCGCGUUUUACAAUUACGAGCCAAAGAAUGUGAAAAAGAAUGUGACAACUCUAACCUAGAAAUUGAUCAACCUCGUCUGCCUUCAAAUCCUUUCGUUAUUGCACGAUCGAUUGAAGCAGUAAUUGGCUACGAAAACCGACAUUUGGUUACUGCGGCCAAAGAAGCCCGAGGAGCUCGUUAUGUACUUCGAACACAAUCGCCAAUUUUAUACAAAGCCCUCACUUCUAUGACGCAUCUUGUUGAUGAAAACAAAACCGAAGUUGAAGUAAUCGACCACCCAAGGUUUAACUUCACCAAGGGCGUCGUUUCGAUGUCUCGGAUGAAGACCUGCUCCACGAAUUAAAAGAACAAGGAAUCACUUCAGUCAGACGGAUCACAAAAAAAAUCAACGAAAACGAAACAAAAAAUACACCGCUAAUUGUGCUUACAUUCAGGGGAACGGUACGCCCGAACUACAUCUACUUUGGGAUUCUUCGCACAAAUGUGAGACCAUACUACGAUGGAGUACUGAUCUGCAGGAAAUGUUCCGCUUAUGGACAUUCCACUAGGAAUUGUACCAACGAAACGGUCUGCCUUACUUGCUCGCAAACACAUACCACACCGGACAACCAGCAAUGCAAAAACUCCCCUUUUUGUCGGCACUGCGAAGGACCUCACUCACCGGUCAGAAAAGACUGUCCGAUCUUCCGAAGGGAAGAGGCGGUGAUCCGACUUAAGACCGACAGGGGCAUCACCUUCAAUGAAGCCAGAAAAGAAAUCGAGGAAUCCACGAAAACUGCAAAUUAUUCGAGUAAAGUUCAGCAUCGUCUAUCAGAAUUUUCUGACAAAGACAGAGAAAUUAAACUCCUUAGAGAAGAGCUCGAAAAAGUCCGAAAUCAAAUGAAAGACUAUGUGUCUCUUAAAAACGAGCUGGCAGAACUAAAAUCCCAGAUACAAACCGCAUUCAAAAAUCCUGAUACUGUAAACUCAACCACAUCCAAACCACUAAAACCUCUUAACGCUGAAACAAUCGCCAAAUCAAGAAUUUCACGCAAAGAUUCCGGCCCAAGCUACAACAACAACAACCACAACAAUCCUCGCAAUUUACAAAAAACAUCUACCCAACAACUGCUCUCUGACUCUUCUCAAAACCAUAGCCGCAGUGUUAGUCGGAAGAGAAUUAUGGAGACAUCUCCACCUACAGCAAAACCCAAAAAAAUAAACAACUGCCCUGAACCUAGCCAUGAGAUAGAGAUCUCAACUGAGAUUGAAAUGCUCGAUGAUAGCGAGUAAAUCACCAGCAAGUUCAAUUUAACCAAUAUGAGAAAAUCAAAAUUAGAACCAAACCCCAACUACAAACACAACUCAAAAAAAUCUCAGCGAUGUGAAAAAAAAUCACCAACAUCACCAUUAUUAACAACUACCUGCCGUUCCGUCAAGCCCCAUCUACUCCAAGCACAAGAGACAUCGAAAAAAACGGUUACCACCACACAGCCAGGAACACUUCAGAACGACUCUCCCCGGGUUGACUACACAAGAGACAUCAUACCCCCCUCGCACAGCCUCUCACAGGCCCCACCGUUGAUCCACAGGAUCUCGGUGGCUGCUAGUGACUGGCAACCGAGGGGUGCUCAGGUUCGUACCCCCAUCAAUGUAAAUCAACCAGUCUCUAUCGGUGUUCAAAUUGCAGCAUCUACCACACCCACAUCUGCGUCAUUGCUUAGGACACCACAGCUCCCCAACCUUCAACAUCCAAUGCGACACUCUGCCUUUGAUUCUUCAACAAUCCAAAGGAGCACAUCUGGAGGCACUAAACCUCCCCCGCACAGCCUUUCACAGGCCUCACCGAUGAUCCUCGGGACGUCGGUGACUGCUAGUGAUUGGCAGUCGGGGAGUACAAAGGUCUGUACCCCCAAAAUGAUAAUUUCAACAGCCCAUAUUGCCAAACGUAUCCUCUCAGUCACCACAAGAACGUAUACAUCACCGUCCAAAAGAUCAUCGCUACACAAGGACCCGAACCACAUCGUGCAACAAAAUACGACAGAACUUUUACCAAGCUCAACAUUACCACCACCACAGAUUGAGCUUCGCGCAACUAUUUCACCCAUGCAGCGUUCGACUCACCAUGGGGACCAAUCCCGAUUCACAGCACAAAUUCUCUCAAGGUUUCAGCAGAACAGCACUCUUCAGGGUGACAACACAACACCCCCCUCGCACAGCCUCUCACAGGCCUCACCGUUGAUCCUCGGGACUUCGGUGACUGCUAGUGAUUGGCAGUCGGGGAGUACAAAGGGACAUCUACGUCACUGUGCCAGAGAUCAACUUUUCACCACCCGAGCCACUCUUCGCAACAAAAUACCACAGAAGAUCUGCUCAGCCCAACACCACCAAUACCACAGAUCGAGUCGUGCUCGAUGAUCUCGUCUACGCAGCAGCGCUCAACCCACCAGAAGGACCGUGCGAGAUCCGAAGCACUCACAUCCACCUGGCCUCAACAGAGCAACACUUUCGAACUGCAACACCCCCCCCCCCCCCCCUCCCGCACAGCCUCUCACAGGCCCCACCAUUGAUCCACGGGAUCUCGGUGGCUGCUAGUGAUUGGCAACCGGGGGUCACUCAGGUUUGUUCUCAUUCAAAUGCAAACCGACCAGUUCCUUCCGUUAUACAUCUUCCAGAAACAACUUCAACACGGCUGAAUAGCGUGACACUUCCGAAAUCAAUCAAACAUGUUUUGAUUACCGAUUCACCCGACUGGGAUCCAGGAGAAGGUACCAGCACUCGAUUCGCGCAACAUCGACGACACGUACACGAGAACCAGUCAAAUAGCAACACGACCAACACGACGGAUAGCCACCCAUCCACCUUCGAGACAACUGCCCCACCCGACGUACCAACCGAUAACUACCACAGUUCCGAAUCUACUGGAUCCUACAACUCUUCAAACGACCUACUGAACUACAGCAGCUCAAAUCGAUUUGCACUGCAGUGGAAUAUAAACGGACUCAUAAACAACUUCAACGACCUCUCGCUACUCAUCUCUCUCAAUCCACCAGCAACUUUGGCACUUCAAGAGUUACAUAGAGUAGAGACUAAAGCACUCAACUCCU